AUGAAGAUAGUUUUAGUUUGUUUGCUGGCUGUUGCCCUAGCUGAUGACCCUCUCAGAGAGGUCCUGAAGUCUCCCGACCGGCCCAUCUGUAGGGACGUGUUCGUUAAUUGUGCCGAGUCGAAACGCUACUGCAAAACUGUUGACAUGAUUAAGAAACUUUGUGCUAAAACCUGCAACACCUGCGAGGGAGACGAUGUCGGAGAUAAGCCUAACACCGCCCCCGUAUGUAGCGACGUGGGUUAUCAUUGUGCCGAGUCGAAACGCUACUGCAAGACUAUUUCCAUGAUUAAGAACUGUGCUAGAACGUGCGGCUACUGCUAG
Bolinopsis microptera is the source of this 321-nucleotide messenger RNA. RefSeq lists its product as uncharacterized. NCBI's taxonomy places the organism in Eukaryota, Metazoa, Ctenophora, Tentaculata, Lobata, Bolinopsidae. The coding region runs from base 1 to 321 and encodes 106 amino acids. The record is from RefSeq and is a predicted model, not a curated record. The transcript has a single exon.